Molecule: messenger RNA, 1288 nt
Organism: Gossypium raimondii (Peruvian cotton)
Lineage: Eukaryota; Viridiplantae; Streptophyta; Magnoliopsida; Malvales; Malvaceae
Product: protein CDI
Exons: 2
Coding region: 183-944 (253 amino acids)
Source: RefSeq, a predicted model, not a curated record
CUCCCAUCAAUUUUGUUCAAUUUCCAUUUCUUUGAAACCCCAUUUCUAUAAAUUGUCUUCUCUGAAUCAUCCAACACCACCAAGUAAAUGCCACUCCUCCCUUUCUUUCUUUACCCACUUUCAACCCUCACGUUUCCUUUUUUUUUCCUGAUCUUUAUUGUUGAAGAAAACUGCUGCUAACAAUGACUUCGGCUAAUGGCAAUGCUUCACAAGUGACCAACAAUGGCGAUGUAAGGAAACCCUUCAAAAUCUUUAUUGGUUACGAUCCGCGUGAAGAUCAAGCGUAUGAGGUCUGCCGCCAUUCUAUCUUGAAACGCACUUCUAUACCUGUUGAGAUUACACCCAUUGUUCAGUCGGAUCUUAGGGCAAAAGGCCUUUAUUGGCGCAGCAGGGAUCAGUUCGAGAGCACGGAGUUCUCCUUUACACGGUUCCUAACACCAUACUUAGCGAAUUACGAUGGCUGGGCAAUGUUUGUCGACUGUGAUUUCCUUUACUUAGCUGAUAUCAAGGAGUUAACCGAGUUAAUCAAUGACAAAUACGCGGUCAUGUGUGUUCAUCACGAUUAUUUCCCGAAAGAGAAAACGAAAAUGGAUGGUGCUGUGCAGACAGUUUAUCCCAGGAAGAAUUGGUCUUCCAUGGUGUUGUAUAACUGUGGUCAUCCGAAGAACAAAGGGUUGACACCAGAGGUUGUGAACAACCAAACCGGUGCUUUUCUUCACAGGUUCCAGUGGCUUGAUGACAAUGAAAUUGGGUCCGUCCCGUGUGUUUGGAAUUUCCUGGAGGGGCAUAACGAGGUUGUUGAGAAUGACCCCAAAACAUUUCCGAAAGCUAUACAUUAUACUCGUGGAGGACCAUGGUUUGAGGCAUGGAAGACUUGCGAGUUUGCUGAUCUUUGGCUGAAAGAGAUGCAAGAGUACAUGAAAAAGAAAUCAAAUGUGAGUUAAGUCAAAAUCCCAAAAUGGCUAAGUGGUAUUUUCUAGUAUCUGUAAAACUAGUAUGCCAAUUCAUUCCUGCCGGUGGCCACAUUAUUAUUAGAUAUUGAAUUUGUAUUGUGAAUCCUAAAUCUAAAUAUGCUUUAGGGAAGGUGGCUUCUUCUACAUGGUAGUCUAUCAAACAGGUAUUUGCAUGCCUCGUAAUUAUUUAUUUGUUUCCGACUACAUUUGGGAUAUGAUCCCUUGGUAUGUUAUUCAGAUUUUUCAUUUUUCUGAAAUCAUUUGUAUUUGACUCAUAUUUGUAUGGCAUGAGGGGAUUUUCUUUUGUAAUAAGAUGAUGAAAUUGAUGGGUGCAA